Molecule: messenger RNA, 1683 nt
Organism: Oreochromis niloticus (Nile tilapia)
Lineage: Eukaryota; Metazoa; Chordata; Actinopteri; Cichliformes; Cichlidae
Product: zinc finger MYM-type protein 1
Exons: 2
Coding region: 1-1140 (379 amino acids)
Source: RefSeq, a predicted model, not a curated record
AUGGCUUUCAGGGGGUCCACAGACACAUUAAAUAAACCAGACAAUGGCAAUUUUCUGAAAGAAGUGGAGCUCAUGGCCAAAUUUGAUCCAGUGAUGAAGCAGCAUGUCAGUAGAGUAGAAAGUGGAGCUGGCAGUCACAUACAUUAUCUGGGAAAAACAAUCCAAAAUGAACUGAUUGACACCAUCAGUUCAAGAAUAACAAAACGCAUUGUGGAAGAUAUCAAAACACCAAAGUAUUUCUCCAUCAUUUUAGAUUGCACACCUGAUCUGAGUCAUAAGGAACAGCUCUCUGUCAUAGUCAGGAUAGUGUCACAAGAAGACAUACCACAAGUUAAAGAGCAUUUCCUGGGCUUUCUUGUUGCAGAGGAAUCAACAGGAGAUCAUUUGUCAACUCUCAUCCUAAAACGGAUAGAGGAGCUUAACAUUCCUUUUGAAGACUGCAGAGGACAGUCCUAUGACAAUGGGGCCAACAUGAAGGGAAAAAAUAAAGGUGUUCAGGCAAGGUUGCUUCAGCUAAACUCAAGAGCUUUUUUGGUCCCAUGUGGUGCCCACACUUUAAAUCUGGUAGUAGCUGAUGCUGCAAAAAGCUCACCAGAUGCCCUUGGCUACUUUGGGCAUUUAGCAAAAUUAUUCAAGCUCUUCUCAGCCUCCACCCAUAGGUGGGGUGUUCUCCUGAAACAUGUGAAAACCACCUUGAAAUCAUGGGCUGAGACCAGAUGGGAAAGCAGGAUAAAAAGCAUUGAGGCAGUCAGAUAUCAGGCUCGGCAAGUCAGAGAGGCUCUUCUGGAGGUGAGGGAAACAGCUACAGACCCUGUGGUCAGAGUUGAAGCCCAGUCUUUGGCUGAGGAGAUUGGAUCCUAUCGUUUUUGCAUUUUUACAGCCAUCUGGUAUGACAUUCUCAGCAAGAUCCAGUAUGUGAGUAAACUCAUGCAGUCGCCCUCCAUGCAGCUAGAUGUGGCUGUCGACUUGCUGAAGAAAACCAAAGAUUCCCUCACCAGCUACAGAAACACUGGAUUUUCUGAUGCACAGACAACGGCAAAGGAGAUGUGUGAAGAAAUGAAUGUGGAGGCUGAACUCAAACAAAAGCGAUUGAGAACCACCAAAAGGCACUUCGGUUCCUGUUACAGUGGCUGCUGCUGAAAGAAGCUUCUCUAAGCUCAAACUCAUUAAAACCUACCUGAGAUCUACUAUGAUGCAAGAACGUCUCAGUGGACUUUCCAUCAUAAGCAUAAAUCAUGUGGUCUCAAAUCAGUUGUCAUAUGAUGAUGUUGUAGAUGACUUUGCUGCAAGAAAGACUAGGAGAGUAAGGCUGUAGCAGGUGAUGUGAGGUUGAUGAGGGGGUGGUGUACAGUAAUUUGUAAGUCAUUCUAGUUAAUGCAGUAUUAAAAAGCACAACUAGAGAACUCUGUAGGAUCCCCUUUUUUGUAAUAUAGUUGCUAAAGUCAUACUGGUUUAUUUAAUAUCUUGUUUUGUGCAGUGCCUUAUUUAUAUUGUAUUUUUAAUUUAUUUUAUCCAACUUGUUGACACGUUUUAUUGUGUUUAUGUAUGUAAAAUUUAUUGUAUUUCAUAUAUUCAUUUUUUAUUUUUUGUAUUCAUUUAUUUAUUCAUAUAUUUUUUUAUCUUGUUAAUUAUUCUGAUUGUGAAUUUGCUUUCUUUAAGUAAAAAAAAAAGGUCAAAGACAAA